Messenger RNA from Paramuricea clavata, 3106 nucleotides. Lineage: Eukaryota; Metazoa; Cnidaria; Anthozoa; Malacalcyonacea; Plexauridae. The record is from the annotation of a GenBank genome assembly.
AUGGAGUUGUUAUCAAAACUGAAUGAUAAUAUUUGUGCACUAGGCGUAUCGCUAAACAAACGAAAACAUGAGAGCAUUGUCUCUGAUCAACCAAGCACAAACACGGCAGUAUCUGCCAAAAAAGCUAAAAUUAGCUCACUGUCUGAGUCUGUAUCAGACAACGAAUCUGACAGUGAAGCGUUGCUGGGAGACGCGGAGCAGGGACAUCACAAUGGCAAUGAGAACACCUCGAACGAGGGCGAACAACAAUCCGCCAACAUGGCGGACGUAGAUGAUCCCUUGCUUGACGAAAUCGCGCAGUCACUUGACGAAACGGAGCGAACGGGCGACCCCGUUUCGGAUAAACUAGCAUUGAUUGCCAACAAACGCUGGAAUCAUAAAUUAAGUGACGACCAGCUAAAAGAAAAGGACGAAAAAUACCCGCGACCAGCGAACUGCGAUAAAGUUGUAAGCUUACGUGUAAACCCUGAAAUAUGGGCUAAAUUGCCAAGAGCUGUUCGUGGCGAGGAUAACAAGCUCUUUCGUGUACAAACCCAGCUUAGCACAGUCACUAACCUUGUAGUACAAGCUACAGAUAUGCUGUUGAAAGCAAAAUCUGACCCAAAAAGUCUACAAAUUGAUGACCUAGUGCGAAUGAACACAGAUGCUGUUGCUCUGGUCAGUCAUGCUAGCCAUGAGUUAGCUCAAAAAAGGCGCGAAAUAAUCAAACCUCACCUUCACAGGGAUUAUAUUGAGCUAUGCUCAAAAGAAGUUCCUGUGACAAGCCUACUGUUUGGAGACGACCUCCAAACAGAAUCGACCCGCAUUCGGGCAACAAACAAAAUUGGAAAUACAACAAAUCCAUCAUCACACCAGCCGAGUCAACGCCGGAUUUACAAGCCAAAUACGAGCAAUUAUAGUAACAAACAGCCUCUUUUUUAUGGCGAGGAGCCCAGUCGUACAGACGACUGGAGAACAACAAAUGGCGGGGUCAGAACCGUGGUCAGAACCGAGCUCGUUUCGGGCCAAUAAAGAAAUAGACUCAGAAGCUAUUCAAAAACUUUCACAAAUACAGGUAAGCGAAUACGAGUCUCUCGUGCCAUCGCUUAUUAAAUACUUUGAACACAAGGUUGCCAAUUUUAAGGCGGGCCAACUUAGUACUUCCUAUUUUGCUUGGAAAGAAUUGACAUCUGAUCCAGAAAUUCUGGAGACAGUGUCUGGUCAACGCAUAGAAUUUAACUAGAACCCAGUACAAUUAAAUUUACCCGUACAGCCAAAUUACGUCAACAAGGACAGUUUAUUGAUUCUGAAAUCCAAAACUUGUUGAAAAAAGGCGUCAUUGUAGAAUCUACACAUGAGCCUAAUGAAUACAUUUCACCCAUAGUCCUUCGACCUAAGAAGGAUGGAUCAUAUCGCAUGAUUUUAAACCUAAAAUGUUUAAACCAAUCUGUUACGUACCAACAUUUUAAAAUGGACACAAUCUGGACUGCUAUACGUAUGAUGCGUCCAGGAUGCUUUAUGGCAUCCAUUGAUUUUAAGGAUGUAUACUACUCUGUCCCAAUUCACAAAGACCAUCAAAAAUACCUGAAAUUUCAAUGGCGAGGGAAGCUAUAUCAGUAUACAUGUUUCCCAAAUGGACUGGCAAUUUGCCCUAGGAAAUUUACAAAGCUCCUUAAACCUGUUUUCUCAAACUUGAGAAGCAUAGGUCAUCUAUCUGUAAUAUUCAUAGAUGAUUCUUAUUUACAAGGUGCUGACUUUAAUCUGUUUUGUUAAAAAUGUGAAAGAUACUAUUACAUUACUUGACCAAGUGGGUCUUGUUAUACACCCUAAGAAGUCAGUCCUAUACUCUACUCAGAAACUUGUAUUCCUAGGGUUUCUGUUAGAUUCCAUAAAAAUGGAGUCUAUUUUCCCCUCCUAACAGGGGAAAAAACACAAAAAAUUAAGGAAGCUUGUCAAAAGCUUCUACAAUCUCCUCAACCUACAAUACGGGAAGUGGCUAGAGUCAUUGGGAUGUUAACAGCUAGCUUCCCAGGAGUAAUGUUUGGGCCAUUGCAUUAUAGGCACCUAGAUAUGGAUAAAAUUGUGGCCCUGAAACUAAGAAAGGGCAAUUAUAAUAAGACCAUGACUCUUUCAGAUGAGGCUAAGCACGAGCUGAGCUGGUGCGUACGCUCAAUCGAAAGUGCAUACAGUGUGGUUAGUCACGGACAAGCUGACACAACCAUGACCACAGAUGCCUCAAAAACGGGUUGGGGUUGCUCCCUAGCUGGCACACCUACAGGUGGCUCAUGGGACCCUGGGGAAUCUGAGAAACACAUUAACUGGCUAGAAGUUAAAGCCAUAUUACUCAGUCUAAAAUCAUUUGUAGCUCAUAUUUGUCAGAAGCAUGUAAAAAUCCUAUCCGACAACACAACAGCAGUCUGCUGCAUAAAUCAUACGGGAACUAGUCACUCCAAGGAGAUAAAUCUCUUAGUUACAGAGAUAUGGGAUUUUUGCAUUGAGAAUACCAUUUGGAUUACUGUAGCACAUAUCCCAGGAAAACAUAAUGUCAUUGCAGAUUUUGAAUCGAGGAGGGGUACCAAUGAUACUGAGUGGGCCUUAGACCAAACAGUGUAUGAUCAAGCAAUCCAAUUACUGGAUGUGACACCCAUGGGGUAUUGAUCUGUUUGCUUUAAGGCUAAACUAUAAAUGCAAACCUUAUGUUGCAUUCAGACCUGACCCUGAGGCUCAAGCCAUAAAUGCCUUUCAUAUCUCUUGGGUAAACAUUGUGCUUUUAUGCAUUCCCACCUUUUUGCAUUAUCAACCAUGUAUUACAAAAAAUCUCAGAAGAGAAGGCAACAGGCAUAAUAGUAAUUCCACACUGGCCGACCCAGUCUUCGUGGCCAUAUCUAACCAAUAUGUUAAUAAAUUGUCCCUUUAUUUUGCCUAGCACACAAACAACACUGAUGUUACCAUCCCAUCCUCAGAAAAUACAUCCUCUACAAAAGAAGUUGCGAUUACUGAUGUGCCACUUAUCGGGGGAUUACUUGAAAGUAAAGGAAUGUCAAAAGAAGCUGCUUCAAUCAUCGUACAAGCAUGGAGACCGGGGACUCAAAAACAGUACAAAUACUAUUUACAAAAGUGGGAAUAG